AUGUCACAAUUACAGAUGAUAAGAAAAGCGGGUUAUCCCGCGGAGACUCACGUAGUACAAACGGAGGAUGACUAUCUUUUAACACUUCAUCGGAUUCCAAAUAAUAAUGGUUCACCCGUGCUAUUGCAACAUGCUCUUUUGUCUAGUUCCGCCGAUUUUGUCGUUCUCGGCAAGAAUAAAGGACUUGCUUUCAUAUUAGCCAAUCACGGGUAUGAUGUUUGGUUAGGCAAUUUUCGUGGAAAUACUCAUUCGAGAGCACAUGUCUUUUUAUCUCCGUCAGAUUCAAAAUUUUGGAAUUUUAGCUUUCACGAAAUGGGUAUUUACGAUAUACCCGCGAUGAUCUUAUAUAUUACAAAAAUAACAUCGCAACCAUUGCACGCAUAUAUCGGCCAUUCACUAGGCACGACUGCUUCUUACGUAAUGGCAGCGGAACGUCCAGAAAUCGCUCGAAUGGUGCGAAUGAUAAUCAGCUUUGCACCUGCGGCUUUUCUGAAACACGUAACAAGUCCAUUAACAUUGGUCUCCUCUUUCAUAGCAAAUAAUCAGAGGAAGAGGUAA
Messenger RNA from Cyphomyrmex costatus, 558 nucleotides. RefSeq names its product lipase 1. Lineage: Eukaryota; Metazoa; Arthropoda; Insecta; Hymenoptera; Formicidae. Gene Ontology annotation, biological process: lipid metabolic process. Bases 1 to 558 code for a protein of 185 amino acids. The transcript is spliced from 5 exons. The record is from RefSeq and is a predicted model, not a curated record.